Molecule: messenger RNA, 3384 nt
Organism: Cryptotermes secundus
Lineage: Eukaryota; Metazoa; Arthropoda; Insecta; Blattodea; Kalotermitidae
Exons: 2
Coding region: 87-2753 (888 amino acids)
Source: RefSeq, a predicted model, not a curated record
CGACAGCAACACGGCGUCAGUGCCCGUUUAGAAGCGGUUACGAAUGCAGGUGUGACGUCAGACCCUGCAACUAGUGCCAGUCUACUAUGAUUCUCACCCUUGUACUCCUUGCUGGGGUUCUCUUCUCCACUAUAUCAACAGAAGAGAUUUCAACCCUUGAUCCAACAGAACAAGAACCUGACUAUGAUGUAUCUGUACCAAGCAAUGAAGCACCAGCAGAUUCUGGUAGUGAUGGACCAACUGAAACCUUCAAUGAGAUAAAUACAUUUCCUUCAAGAGCAACGGAUACUAACAUAACAACUGAAGAAGUUAAUAAAAUCCUAGCAGCUAAUUCUGAAGUGCCACAGCUGUCAAGAAGUGAAAUACAGGAGAUCUUGGACAACAUUACGGAUGUCAUGCCAGGAGGAGAUCCAGUUUCUGAGAGUACCUUUCAGAUAAACACACUACAACCGGGAAAUUACAGAACACAUGAAGAAUAUUUGAGAGCUAUGAGGGCGCUGAUGCUAGUACUGCCUUAUAAUGCCAUGAAUCUCAGCAACUCAAAAAUGCAGGAGUUAUACACAAAAGCCCCAAUAAUACAGUUCAUCGGAGAAAACUCAGAAGUUGUGACUACAACCACCACAGAAAUGAGACCUUCAGUAGCAACCACUGCUGAAGAACCACAACAAAAUGAGCAAUACUAUAAACAACAAACAAAAUAUCCAAAUCAUCAUGAAGUAUACCAUAAGCCCUAUGAAUCAAAACCCACAGAUUUCAAAUCAAAUUAUAAUUACGAAUCACAAACAAAAGGACCAAUAACCACAUUAACAACUGGAAGCAUUUCAGCAACUACAAGACUUAAGCACAAUCAGCAUCGUCGACGUCGCCCAUUGGUUACAACAGCAAAAGCCCCUGGAAGUUGUGAACAUCAGUUUACCAAUCAGCAUUGUCAGACAGCUAAGUUAUCUUCAAGUGAACAGACUCCAACAACAGUGUAUCCACAAAUAACUGGCACUUACAAUACAACAGACCAGUAUUACCAAUCAAUCAAGUUGUCAUCAGUACAAGAAGCUGUAACAACAGUUUAUCCAGAAAGGCUGAACACGCAAGAAGGCAACAUGUCACCCAGUCACAUAAAUCCAAACUACAAUGUUCAACUCCAGUCACAAUUUCAAAAUACAGCUCAGCAUCACAAUGGAAUGCAACCGAACAUCAGCCAAAAAAUAAUAAAACCAACCAGUACAACAGUCAAUGAACACUAUUCAUCAACAGAAUCAACAGGUAUUGGACUUGAUCUUCCCUCUGACAUUAGAAACCUGCUAACAUCUUUCAAUUUAGAUCAUGAGCUACCAGUCCACAACACAACAGAACAGGUGACUCUGUUUAUAACACCAGCAACAGAUGGAUCCGUUUCACAACCAACCAAGUAUAGUAGCCUGUAUUCUGCAAGUGAAAUAGUCACAACACAAAAACCAGUCAUGCGUGACGACAUUAAGGAAAUACUUGCAUCCAUCGGUCUCUUUCCAGACAAAGAGACACACAAUAAAACACCUGGAACUUCUACAACAACUGCCAUGCCAGAUAUAGCAACAGCUGCAGAAUCCUUGUCAUCUGAAAUGAAAGAGCUUCUUAUUUCUUUUGGACUCCUGCCAUCACCAAAUGAUAUCCAGCAGGCUACCAAAAGUCAGGAUCACAGACAGGCCUAUGAUCAACAAGCGGCAAGUCCAGUUGCUGAUCCCAGUUCAUAUCUCAGUUUCAAGCCCCUUCCUCUGGCAGCAAAUGAAAACAAAGAAGAUGAAGAAGAUAAAUACCUAAUGAGUAGUGACAUGAAACAGUUUCUAGCAUCUUUUGGUUUGGUGUCAACAUCUGAUGCUGAGGAAGGAUAUUCCAAUAGUGGAAGCUUUCAUGAACACAGUAAUGUCCAUGGAUUCAGGUCACGGAAAGCACUUAAAACAGAGGCUCAGACUUUGAUGAAUAGCAGUGGUAAUUUAACUAACCAGGAAUCUGGUCAUUCAGUUGAGAACUCUAGUGAAACAGUGCCUCAUAUCAACAUGGACUUGUUGACUGAUGAAAUGAAACAAGUUUUAGAAAAUCUCGGAUUGCUUCCUUCUACAGAAUUACCAACAAACAAUAAUGAAAGCCACAUUUUCAAUCCCUCAGCCCACUCAGCAUCACUCCAUCCCACAGAGGAAGAAGCCCAAAGACUGUCAAAACUCUUAGACACCAUAAAAAAGCUCAUGAAAGAGAAUGGAACCAUUACUCAAGAUGAGAUUGAUGGCCUGAAUGCAUCUAUAUCCUUCAUUCUUCCACCUGUUCCUGUGGAAGACAGCAGCAAAACAGCUCAGUUGGCAGAAGAUCUGCCCACAACAUUAUCUGAAGAGAGGAAAGAAGGCAGUAAUGCUGUGCCUCUGCAUCACAUAAAAGAUGCACCUAACCCACUGUCUCUGGAGGAGCUUCUGCUAGUACAAGAGGACAGCAAAAAUGAAAUUAAACGCCAGCAGCCAAAUAAUGAUACUUCGAUUGAAGAGACUCCCAAAGAUGAAGGACCAUCUUUAACAGAUCUUGCAGCUUCUUUUGGUGGUGGCAAUACUGCAGCUGAUGAAGAAAGUGUGGAUGAUGCAUUACCAACAAAGAAGCCAAAUGGACUGUAUUUUCUCCUUGACUGGAACACUUUCUUAGAUGUUGGAGAAGAAGGUAGCAGCAGAAAAGUAAAUCUGCAUUUUAAUCCCAGACUUGGAAAUAGUAGAGCUUUUCUACCAGUAACGGUUCCUUGAAUAGUUUCAUACACAGAAAACAGAUGUUUUUAUAGCAGUUUGAAACAAGUCUUGUGUGAUGGUGUGGCAGACAGUUACUGCAAUAUUUGGGAGAACCCGGAUGUUACUGUCAUCAGGAUGAAGUGGCCUGUAUAUUUCUCAGUCAUGAAGCAUUGGGGAAUUCCAAUCAAAAUGGAGAAUUCCUAUUGCUCUCUCGCAUGGGACUAUAAAUAUCACUGAAAGACCACUGAUCCCCUUUAACAUGGAGUCAGCUGGGCUUCCCAAAGUGUUAUCAAUCAAGAAUGAAACACAGAUUGGCCCAGUCAAUAAAAUAUAGCCACUGGACAGCCAAAACUCAAACCUGGUAAUGUGUUAGAAUAAUGUAUCAAGAAACAAUUAUAAAUAUACUGAAGGGCAGAUUAUGUCAGUUCUUCCAAUCCAACCAUCGAUCUAUAUUCAUGGAUGUGUGUGUUAAAACAAAUAAAACAGUGGAAAAGAGGCAUAAAUAUUGUAAGAUACUAAUCUCUCUUUUUAUCACAGUUCCUUCAUACUGCAAUGGAACAAUAUUCUGACAAUAGACUAGAAGGGUAUUAUAUCAUAAAAUUAUGUUAGAUUCCAACAACAAAAACUGUAUACUGUGAUGCAAAAAAUA